AUGGCGGAUUAUCGAAAAGGCAAGUUCUUCUGUUUCUCCUUCUUUGUAUCGCUUAGUUUGCUUUUCCUUUCGCCGGAUGCAUCUUCGUUUGUCGCCGCUUCCGAGUCCGAUUCGAUUCCGUACGAGAACUCAGAUGUUUCUCCUGGAGUCGUGACCGACAGCGAAUCCGACAGGCAAGGCGUUUCAUUGCAUAGACUGGAGGAACUUGUUAGGAAUCUUACGGAAAUAGUUGCUAGAUUAGAUGCUAGGUUAUCUGAAGCUUCGCUCAAGCGAAAGGACGAGAUCAGCCGCCAAAUGGAAGAAGAAGAAGAACACAGUAACGGGGUUAGAGAGAAAGCUAAGGCGUUUUCCGUGACAAAGUACAGUCCUUUCUGGUCAGAGAGAUUCGAGUUCACAUCCGCUGUGAAGCUAGAUUCCGACGCUACUUGUAUCAACGUGUUGCCGUUUCGAGAUUACGAAGGUUUAAGCAAGUAUUUCGCAGUCGGGGAUUCAAGUGGUAAGGUUUAUGUGUUCUUGAGGAAUGGUGAUGUUUUGGUCGAGUUUUCCACCACCUGUGAUUCGCCAGUCACGGCAAUGGUUUCUUACAUGUCUGUGUAUAAGAACGAGAGCUUCGUGGUGACGGGACACCAAAGCGGAGUCAUCUUGCUGCAUCGACUCCGCGAGGGCUCCAUCGGGGAAGAUUGGAACUCCGCCGUGAUGGAAAACGUUGGCAAGUUUGAUGGCACGGAGGAUGGUUUGCAAGUGACUCUACUGGAAGUGCAUCAUGUGGGUCGGGUUAGGUAUAUAUUGGCGACGGAUCUUAGCGGUAAGCUCACCGUUUACACUGAGAACAGAACGGUUUAUGGCUCCGUAACGCCAUCUAGUAGACCGCUCGUGUUCUUGAAGCAGAGGCUGUUGUUUCUCACCGAGACUGGUGCUGGUUCAUUGGACUUGAGAAGCAUGAAGAUCAGAGAAUCCGAGUGUGACGGUUUGAACCAUUCUCUAGCGAGAACUUACGUCUUCGAUGCGUCUGAACGGUCUAAGGCUUACGGAUUCACGUCCGAAGGCGAAGUCAUCCACGUGUUGCUUCUUGGUGACAUCAUGAACUUCAAAUGUAGAGUGAGAUCAAGGAAGAAGUUUCAAAUGGAGGAGCCUGUGGCGUUACAAGCCAUCAAAGGCUAUCUUCUUGUUGUCAGCCAAGAGAAAGUCUUUGUGUACAAUGUAUCGACUCAGCAUUAUGUUCGAACCACGGGUCCUCGGCUUCUUUUCCCUGCCGCGUUAGAAGAUAUUAGGUCAACGUUCUUGAGCCAUCGAGAGUCAUCUAAAACCAAUCGCCGGAAGCUCGAAAAGUCAACUCCUUUGAUAGCAAGUGACCGGGAAAAGCUUCUUGUGAUGGGUUUAGGUGACGGAUACGUCGCUACAUACAAAUCAAAGCUUCCGGUUUCCAAAGGAGAGUUCAACACAAUGCUUUGGAGCAGUCCUGUGUUCUUCUUCAUACUGUUUUUAUUCGCCGCUUGGCAUUUCUUCGCCAAGAAGAAAGAAUCUCUCACAGCUUGGGGACCCGACGAUCCUUUCGCCUCCACGACGGUACAUUCAUCUUCGGUAACAGAACGUUCUUUCUCUGAUCCAUCUAGGAGAAACGAUGAUCUCAUGGAUCUCCGAAGAAGGUACGUUUCGCCGUCUCGGUACCCUCCUGGAGCAGCAGCAGGUACUUACCGGUCAGUUGCCUCUAACGACCCGAGCUCGAGAGCUCCGGUGGAGUCUACUAAUUACAGAACAACGGCGCAGGAGAUGAAUUACCGCGGUGGGUCAGGUCUUGAUUCAAGUGGGUUUGGUCAAAGAAGAGAGAGCUUGUUUGGUAAUAACAAAGCUUUAGACGACGAAAAUUAA
Thlaspi arvense is the source of this 1869-nucleotide messenger RNA. NCBI's taxonomy places the organism in Eukaryota, Viridiplantae, Streptophyta, Magnoliopsida, Brassicales, Brassicaceae. The record is from the annotation of a GenBank genome assembly.